Messenger RNA from Dothidotthia symphoricarpi CBS 119687, 2008 nucleotides. RefSeq lists its product as uncharacterized. Gene Ontology annotation, cellular component: tRNA (m1A) methyltransferase complex; nucleus. Bases 1 to 1788 code for a protein of 595 amino acids. Gene Ontology annotation, biological process: tRNA methylation. The transcript is spliced from 2 exons. The record is from RefSeq and is a predicted model, not a curated record. Lineage: Eukaryota; Fungi; Ascomycota; Dothideomycetes; Pleosporales; Dothidotthiaceae.
AUGCAUUCGUACAUCCGGCCGAACACGCACGUCGCGUUGCGACUGCCCUCAGGCCUGCUCAAGAUCCUCGAAAUCACGCCCAACAUCAGCAUCAACCUUGGGAAAUUCGGCAUCUUCAAUUCUAACCUACUGCUGGGCCGUCCGUAUUACCUCACCUACGAGCUACUGGACAGAGAUGACGGCAAAUCGAAGACGGAACUGCGCGUCGUGCCUGCCUCGGAACUCCACGCCGAAGCCAUUGGAGAAGGCCGUGCGCCGGUCGCCGAGGCGCAAGAGGAGACUGCAGAAGGCGGCGCAGGAUUCGACAUUGUGGGCGAGGAUGGCCAGGUCAUAAUGCGCAACAAUCGCCUGACGGUCGACGAUGCGUCACGGCAGACGCUUUCCAUGGAGGAAAUCGAGGAGCUGAAGAAGGCUGGCACGGGCUCUGGCAAAGACAUCAUCGCAAAGAUCAUGGCGUCGCACCAGGCCAUUGAUGAGAAGACGUCCUUUUCCCUGGCCAAAUACACCCUCCGGAAAUCGAGAAAAUACAUGAAGAGGUUUACUGCGCUGCCCAUGGACGUUGGGAUAUUGACCGAGUACGUUCUGGAGAAAGAGGCGUACAGGAUUAUGGAGUUGAGGGAAGACCUCCUGGGACUGAUAUGCAGUUGGGCCAACAUUCACUGCGGCGCAGCAAGUCGAGUGUUGACAGCUGAGGACGGUAUCAGCCAAGUAGGAGGGGGGAGAUGGUUGGUCGUAGACGACACGGGCGGUCUCAUCACAGCAGCUCUUGCAGAGCGAAUGGGCAUACUCUACCCUGAAGAGGACGACGACGCGUCGGACGAGGAGGAAGCAGAACAGCAAAACGGCACCACAGAACCACCACCAGCACCAGAGCAAAACGACGCAGACACCGCAAUGCCAGACGCAGACACAACAGCCACAACCGCACCCACAGAUCCUCCUCCCCGGCCCCGCAAACCACCACGCCCCCACAUCCCCCAAAUGUCCGCCUCCACAAACACCCUCACAGUCCUACACCCAAACAACCAACCCAACCUCUCCUACCUAAAAUACUUUGGCUACGACUUCGGCCAACCCGCCGUCUCACACCCGCUAUACAAGCACCUAAAAGCGACAUCCUGGCUCUCACUCCUCCACCCAGAAGACGACCCAAGCUACGACGAACCCGAGACCAUCGCCGAAGACGUCCUCCUAUCCAUGAAGAGCAGCAAACGCGGCACAUACUACAAGAAGCGGCGGCGCUGGGAGCGCUGCAAGCGCGUCGUGGACGAAACGCGGCGCGGCGGCUUCGACGGCCUCGUCGUAGCAACAAGCAUGGAGGCCAAAACCGUGCUCGCCGAGCUCGUCCCGCUCGUGCGCGGCGGCGGCAGAAUCGUCGUUUACCACCCCAAUGCCGAGCCUCUCGUCGAGCUGUGCGACUUCUACUCCAAGGAGCGCCGCGCGGCCUUCAUGGCCCGCGAGUUCGGGCCCCCGCUGCAGUUGAAUGGGAAACGCGCGCUGUCUGAGGAUAAUGAUGUGGAGACUAGCACUGAGGGCGGUAAUGACGAUGAUGAUUUCCCGGUCAAUCCGACGCUGCUGUUGGCGCCUUCGCUGCAGACGGCCCGCGCGAGACAGUAUCAGGUUCUGCCUGAGCGUACGCAUCCGAUGAUGACGAGUAAGGGCGGGGCUGAGGGCUAUUUGUUUACUGCGACGAGGGUGUUGCCGGUUGAGGGGCGGGUUGAGGCGAGGGGGCAUGGCAAGAAGAGGCGGAGGACGGGGGAUGAGGCGGAUGCGCAGGAGCAGGCUUGAAUUGGGAUCUAGUAGUCUGGGGGUGCUUGUACAUGUAGAUGUACCAUUCAUUCCCCAUCACCCUCAUUCCACUUAUCCAUUUGUCCUGAAACUCCACGUGCAAAAUAAGCGCACGUCUCCAAUUUCCGCCCGUCAUCCUUUCAUCCAGACCAACCAAGCAACUACCCUUCCAACCCUCAAUCAAGAAAUCAAUCUACCCAUAUCCCCCCUUCCCGUCCCC